ACGCGCGGAUUCUGAAUAUACUUAACCGGGAGUUUCUCUGUUUCCUCGACAUUACGACAUGGAGAGAGGGAAAAAACGCCCAAGACAAGAAAAAGAAGAAGCAGAAGAAGAAGAGAUCGAAACUGGGAGUAGCAAUGCCGAUCGUUCUCUUUCUCUCGAGGAAAAUCUUACUUUUAGCGAUACCUUGAUGGCGCUUCGCAUUAUGCGAGCUCAGUUUCCUCAUCUCGAUAAGGUUGCAAUUCAGCCAUUUGUUUUGCAGUCACAAUUGUAUAGCAGUGUGAAGGACAGAACACAGGUGGACCGGGAAUUAGAGUCUCUAAGGAGGGAGAAAGUAUUGCGCAUUUUCAAGCUAAGCACUGGACAAGAUGAUCAUGGUAUAAUGUUUUUGGAUGACUAUUUAAAGCAGAUAGAACGUGUCUUCAAAAGAAUGGAAGGAAAAGAUCGAGGUGAUAUGGAAGUUUUUAAGUGGUUUACCACACAUGUUGUUGAAUCCAAGCUGGAGCCUAGUAUUGGACAUCAAGAACUUUGUUCACUCUUAUCACUAGGGGGACAGGUGAAGGAUAGACAUGUUUCACUUUUAAUAAAUGCUGGCCUUCUUACACGGCAAUUGAUUGAUCCAAAUAUGUAUUGGUUUGCAAUCCCAAAUAUUGGAUCAUUGCUAAAAGGCCUCACACAGGGAAGAAAGGAACUUCUGUCAUUUUUAAACCGCAGAAAAUAUAAAGAGAUGAUGUUGGCCACUUUGGAAAAGAAGCAUCUUAGAUUAUCUUCUCUUGAUAUGAGAUUUCACCUUCGAGACUUGAUUGGAUCUGGUCACCUUAAAACUGUUCAUACACCAAGUGGUAUGGUUGUUCGGGUUUCAAAAGAUUGAAACUCCAGAUUAUACCAGCUUCAGGGAUUAUAUUUCUCCUCCAUUAGACUUCUAGCUCUUAAUGCUUUAUAUCACGCGUCAUUUGCAUGGUGAAGAACAUUAAUCAGGUUGGUGGACUGAGAACAAACAGAAACUGUUCGUCGGCAUAGAUUAAUGCAUCACCAUGUGAGUGCCUUCUCUAAUAGAAUUUUGUAUUUAUUCAUUCAUCUGCUAAAUUUCAUGUGAUCAAUCAAAUUAUGAUGCCACAACAGAAGUAUUUAUUCUCUGAAAAUGUUUUAAUUGCAUCUUGCAUAAUCAUGUAAUUGUUUUUAUCUCUCUACACUAUCAUCAAAAUAUUAUGAUUCAUUUUGAAAUUGGAAGACAGGGAUUUUAGUUCUAUGUUUUAGGUUAUUGGGAACUCAUAUGUAGAUGAAAUGAUAAUGUCAAUUUGGAGGAUUCAGUAAGGUUCCAGUGAGGUAAAUUUCUUAUUGUUAGGUUUAGAUUCUUGAAGUUCAGAGAGUGGGUUUGAAUUUUAUUUGUUGGGUAAUUUGUAACAAUAUUCUUAUCAGCAGUAAUUUGUCACAAUGAUUGUGGAGUCCAAUAUUAGAGUUAAAAAAAUAUCAAUUUAAGG
This is a messenger RNA of Rubroshorea leprosula, 1478 nucleotides long. The record is from the annotation of a GenBank genome assembly. Lineage: Eukaryota; Viridiplantae; Streptophyta; Magnoliopsida; Malvales; Dipterocarpaceae.